GUAAACUCUCCCCAGAAAACUGCCCGACUGGGGAGAGCUUUAACCCGAGGUGACUCUGCCCAAAACACACCUCGAACAAUACUCGGCCCUAGGAGUCUUCUAAUGAUGGCAGCAUCGUCGCACAAUCCUUUCCCACGCUCACCUAAUCCAUCUACAAGGUCAUAUGACUCGUCAUCCGUAUCCUCAGCGACUUCUCCUCGGCCGCAGGUUCAACUGCUAGGAAACUUGAUGGGUCCCAACGCGAGGUCUAACACCUCACAACCGCCACAGCCCAUAGGAAUUCCCCCGUUACCUCCAGUAACUCAGUCGGGAUUCCAACCGUAUACCCCGGUGACAGCAAAUUCUGCGAUGGGCCGAGACUCGCUACCACCGACCGAGUCGGUAGCAAGUACCCCGGGGCUCUCGAGUGCUCAAUUAUCGGCGAACGUCUCGGCUCAGAAACGCGCCUACCGCCAAAGAAGGAAGGACCCUAGCUGCGAUGCCUGUCGGGAAAGAAAGGUCAAGUGUGAUGCUACAGAAACGACGAGCUGUUCGGAAUGCUCGAGCCGCAACGUCAAGUGUCAAUUUACGAAGGAGACGAACCGGAGAAUGUCGUCCAUAAAACAAGUACAGGACCUGGAAAAGCAGAUAGAAAGGGUGAAGAGGGAAAACAGCAAUCUGCGGCGGACGCUGGCGGAAAGGGGCGAUACCAUGGAUAUUGACGCUGAAGGUGCUGCGCAACUACCGCAGCAGCUGCCCCCUGAUCUAAAUUCUGAGCCUAGGAAACGGAAAAGGGCAGCCCCUUUACUACAGGACCUAUCUCGAGUAAGGCCUGCUUUUCGAAAUUUCUCAAGAGGCGUGCUAAAGCCCCCGGCGCCGUAUCGCCAGGCACAGCCGGCUACUAUUCCGUUCGAUCACCCUAGACCGCCGUUACCUCCUAAAGCGACGGUAGACAAGCUGCUACACACCUAUUACGGGGCGGCGCACAUAAUGAUACCGAUUCUACACUGGCCAACAUUACAGCAUCAGGUAGAAGAGCUCUAUCAAAAUACUACUCAUAUACAGCGGGUUCCCAUAUCGUGGCAAUCUAUGUUCUUUUCGGUACUAGCAGUGGGGAGUCUUUUUAGCAACGAUCCGUUCCCUGAUCGGACGCUAAGGGCGGGCGAGUUCCUAGAGGCAGCGCGAAGUCUGACGGACCCAUGGAAUAACGAAUUCGACCUGGACAACGUCCGAGCUUCGUUUCUCAUCUCGCUCGCUCUAAAUGAGCUAAACCUGAGAUCGGCGGCCUGGAAUUGGUUGGGAAGCACCGUGCGGUGCGCGCAAGAUCUGGAUCUUCACCUCGAAGUGGCUACUGGGGUGCGCUCGAGGGUCGAGGCGGACAUGCGGAGGAGGGUUUGGUGGGCGAUAUACAUACUAGAUCGGAUGAUGUCCAUGGAACAAGGCCGCCCCUUUCUGAUCGACGACUCCGAUUGCGACGUGGCUCUUCCCGAGCCGUUCGACGAUCAUUUUCUCCAUACCGAGGGCCCUGUGCAUCCUGUAAACGCCGCACCUCUCACGCACUUUAUGCACGUCAUCAUCAACAUAACCCGCUCUUUCUCCGCCAUAAGAAGGGCCUUCUCGAGUCUAGUGAUCGAACCCCCUCGAUUAGCGACCUUCGAUAACCACUUCCUCGGCUGUCAGAAGAUGUUCCCGGAAGCCUGCGAGGCUAACAACGUCUCCUUAAUCGCUCCUCAUAUGCUAAUGCCUCUCAGCUAUCUUCUUAGUGCCCGGUUGCUCCUACACCGUCACAACCUUGCGCCGGGCUGCCCCCCAGAAGCUCGAAGCGAUGCUAUACAACAAUGCAAAGCGACGGCGAUAGAAACAGCGAAUCUGAUCGCACGCGUUAAUGUGACCUUGGCUGACGCCGCUACAGCGCUUCUCGCAACGCACAUAUUCCGCUCUACGCUAUUUCUACUCUUUACGGGAUGCUACGAGCUAGCAUCUACAUGUCUAAGGGCUCUGAAGUCGAUCGACGCGCGGCGAGACGUAGUAAUUCCAUGUGGCCGAUUUCUGUCUUUCUUUCUACAGAUCCUAGGGGCCAAGCAGCGCGAACUAUCCAAAAUCCUUCCUCGUUCAACGACGCCCGGAUAUCCUCCACAGGCUGCUAUUCCGGAUCCAAGGGCUAUACAAGACCGCUUGCAACAUGACGAGGAGCUCUUGAUAUACGUUAGUGCGGAUAUGCAAGCCUGCACUGAAACAGCUUGGGUGUGGAUCGGAGCAGAACGUGAGGCACCGUUGGGUAUGCCUCCUUCGCCCAUUGGGGGUGGCAUCGUACACACCGAUAACCGAACGGGUCUGAACGCUAAAGAGAGGGACGAAUGGGGAGGAUGGGAUACUCUAAUAGAGCUUACUAGGAGUCUUGCCACCGUAGCGGCUAGCCCAACACACAACUAUACGUCCCGAACGCAAAUACUACCACCGAUCAAGGUAGAGCCAGGAUCAAGUAUAUUAGGGGGCGGUAUAGCCGAAGUUGGGAGUAACAAGAACAGUCCGACUACAGGGGCCCCGUCAGGAAGUCGCAGCACGGAGAGAAUUAGUAUCGCGAAUAUAAUAUGAUACAACAAUACCCGGGCGGAAAAUGUCUCGUUACGAGGUGAAAGGAGGGGGAGUAAAAGGGGGAGAAAAUUGUUGGGAUGCCAAAAGGAAGACAAAUCCAUUGGACAAACACACCCAACGAGACUACGAAUAUUGACGAACGAGCAAACGAACGAACAAGCGAAUAACACACCGUUUAUUCCAUCUCGACUGUUUUUUUUAUUUUUCGAACGAAGGCGCUCUUGGAGACGUUCCGCAACGCAUUUCACACGACUUGUAUUUUAUACCAUUCUUCGCAUCGCCACGGUAUUACCCAGGUUCUACGUACGAUGCUUUGUAGACAACAGCGAUUUUAAAAGGGGGAAGGGGGAGGGAAACAGGGAGAAAAAGAAAAAGAUUCUCUAAUAUCAUACACAAAACUCCCCCCUUUCCCCCUUAACCAAAGUUUUUUUUUUUUACUUUAGCUUUUUUUUCAUUUUCCGACGCUAGAACUUCCCCAGACGUACGCGAAGACGAAACGAACGAUACCAAGUUAUUCUCUACUGUCACUACUGAUAUUCUUUUCUAUCUUCUUCUUCUCUUCUUUUUUUUUUUAAACCCCCCCUUUUUUUCAUUUUGGUUUGGAGGCGAGCUUUGACAUAUACAUCAUUAGGGGGGAGGGGAUGGGGGGCGGACACUUAUACUUUUUU
This is a messenger RNA of Hypoxylon fragiforme, 3242 nucleotides long. RefSeq names its product fungal-specific transcription factor domain-containing protein. The transcript is spliced from 2 exons. The record is from RefSeq and is a predicted model, not a curated record. The coding region runs from base 103 to 2574 and encodes 823 amino acids. Gene Ontology annotation, molecular function: DNA binding; zinc ion binding; DNA-binding transcription factor activity, RNA polymerase II-specific. Lineage: Eukaryota; Fungi; Ascomycota; Sordariomycetes; Xylariales; Hypoxylaceae. Gene Ontology annotation, biological process: DNA-templated transcription; regulation of DNA-templated transcription. Gene Ontology annotation, cellular component: nucleus.